AUGGCGUGCCAACGCUCUACUGCUGCUGUUGCCUGGGUCGCAUCACAACAAGGACGCGUGGUGUUUACCUAUUUAGACGAUUUCAUCGGCGUGUCUCCGGCCUUUAACGCACAAACGGAUUUUCAGGCCCUUAGCGAGUUAUUGUCUUCACUCGGGUUACAAGAAUCUUCAGAAAAAGCAUGCCCGCCCUCUCCAGUUAUGAUUUGUUUAGGUGUCGAGUUGAACACAGACGCAUUAACUCUUUCGGUGAGCCCUGGGCGACUCUGCGAACUUGAACAAUUGCUUGAGCAAUGGAUUCACAAACGAACAGCAACGAAGGCUGCCCUUCAGUCUCUAGUUGGAAAACUGAUCUUUAUUUCCAAGUGUGUGCGUCAGAGUCGCAUCUUUAUCGCCCGUAUUCUCAUUCUUCUACGUAAGGUUCUUUUCAAUCAUCAUCAUGUCAACUUGACCGCGGAAUUUCGCAAGGAUAUCGCGUGGUGGCGCCGUUUUCUCAGAGCUUAUAAUGGCGUCUCAAUGAUUUCUACAGCACAAUGGUCCUCUCCGGGCGAAGUGUUUACUACCGACGCCUGUUUGACGGGCUGCGGAGGACUCUGUGGCGACCAAUAUUUUCAUGCAGCUUUUCCGUCGUUCGUUGUUCAACAAACUCUUGACAUUAAUUGCCUUGAACUGUUGACCAUCAUUGUCGCCUUGAAGUUAUGGGGUUUGCGGUGGUCCGGUUUACGUUUAACAGUGCGUUGCGAUAACGAGGUGGCCGUGACUGUACUCAAUACUGGACGGUGCCGGAACUCUUUCCUAAACUCAUGUUUGCGCGAACUUUGUUAUCUUGCCGCUAUUCACGAAUUCGAAAUUCGUGCUGUUCACGUUCCUGGUGUCUCAAAUUGCUAUGCCGACAUUCUUUCGCGCUGGGACUCGAACACCCUUGCGGGAAGAACUGAAUUUUUAGCCCACGCGCAACACGUCAAUUUACAAGCUGUACCUGUCCCUGAUGAUAUGUUUCAAUUUGACAAUGAUUUCUGA
This is a messenger RNA of Pocillopora damicornis (cauliflower coral), 1017 nucleotides long. RefSeq lists its product as uncharacterized. The record is from RefSeq and is a predicted model, not a curated record. NCBI's taxonomy places the organism in Eukaryota, Metazoa, Cnidaria, Anthozoa, Scleractinia, Pocilloporidae.